UUUGUUGUGAGUUCUUCACGUGAACACGCGAAAGUAUUUAUUGUGUUGGAUUUUAAAAUAUUGUGCGUGUUGAAUCAAAAUUUGACGUUUUUUGUUUCAAAUCAAAUAAAUGGCUAAACAUCAUCCAGAUCUAAUUUUUUGCCGUAAACAACCGGGCGUUGCUAUCGGUCGUCUUUGUGAAAAAUGUGAUGGCAAAUGUGUCAUCUGUGAUUCAUAUGUACGACCAUCAACAUUGGUUCGUGUUUGUGAUGAAUGUAAUUAUGGAUCAUAUCAAGGCCGAUGUGUAAUUUGCGGUGGACCAGGUGUAAGCGAUGCUUACUAUUGUAAAGAAUGUACCAUAUUGGAAAAAGAUCGUGAUGGCUGUCCAAAAAUUGUCAAUCUUGGAUCAUCGAAAACGGAUCUUUUCUAUGAACGUAAAAAAUAUGGUUUCAAGAAGAGGUAGCGCCAAAUAUCGCAUAAAAAAUUGGAAUACUCAUGUUGUUUAUUACCAAUCAAAUAUU
This is a messenger RNA of Dermatophagoides farinae (American house dust mite), 500 nucleotides long. RefSeq names its product PHD finger protein 5a (gene Phf5a). Gene Ontology annotation, biological process: mRNA splicing, via spliceosome. The record is from RefSeq and is a predicted model, not a curated record. Lineage: Eukaryota; Metazoa; Arthropoda; Arachnida; Sarcoptiformes; Pyroglyphidae.